Dermacentor andersoni is the source of this 1206-nucleotide messenger RNA. RefSeq lists its product as uncharacterized. Gene Ontology annotation, biological process: arachidonate secretion; phospholipid metabolic process. The record is from RefSeq and is a predicted model, not a curated record. Lineage: Eukaryota; Metazoa; Arthropoda; Arachnida; Ixodida; Ixodidae. Gene Ontology annotation, molecular function: A2-type glycerophospholipase activity.
UGCAACUGGCAGGGAACGGCUCGGCAAUGAUCUGCGUAGAACGUGAAGUGUCCAUUCUAAGCAGUUGAGUUAAAAGUGUAGUGCGCAUGAAAAAUGGACUUGCUUCUGAAAGCGAACUCGCUGUUUCGUACACCUUACGUUGCACUGCAGGUAUGAAACCUGCCUCGGUAGCUCUCUUGUCUAUUUCCAUUUUCUAUCAUUGCCUGACAUACGAGUCUUUCAUGGAGGCGGCAGUCUUGAAUGGCUUAGACCAAGCAGAUGGCAUGGAGAACGCUUCCCCAACUGUGUUGCAGUCGAAGUCUCUGCAACGCAUCAUCACAGACUUCGAAGACGGAGGCCACCGCCUCGCCGAGGUUUUCGAAGACAACACCAAUGCUACCGUCAACUGCAACCUCAUCGGUGACGAAACCCUAAUUCAACAAAUUUUGAGGUUGGUUCCGGCGGAGCUAGUGACAAGUGUAACGACCGCACAAAUGGACGAAGUUGUCGACAAGUGUCAAGACAAAGGAUCGAGGAUGGAAGGCUCGUCCCUUUUAAGCACAAUAGGCGACGAUCUUCAAAGCCUUGUGAUAUUUCCAGGCACCAAGUGGUGCGGAGCCGGCAACGUGGCGAAAAAUUAUAGCGAUUUGGGCAGCGCCAGCGCCACCGACAUGUGCUGUCGGGACCAUGACCAUUCUGAAGAUAGCAUACCAGCCUUCGGCAUGGAGCAUGGAAUCACAAACUACAUGUUCUACACCAUGACCAGCUGCCCCGACGACCAUGAGCUCUUCAAUUGCCUUCAAAAUGUUAGCAGCUUCACUUCUGUGACCGUGGGGACGAUCUUUUUCGACAUCCUGAAGACCCACUGCUUCGAGUACGGAUAUCCUACAAUGUGCACGGAAUACAACUUUUUGCUCAUCCUGUUGUUGCAAGAUCCUUGCCUAAAAAGAGAGCCAGACACGUCUAAGCCCAUGCAAUGGCAAGUCGUCGGCCCGACGCCCUUCUUAGAAACCUUCAUUGAGAGUCGCCAAAUUGGAAGUACAACCAAUUCUUCCUUGUCACGCUAAAAUAAUCAUAACGCAGACUAGCAAGAGACUCAAAGAAGAAAAACAAGGAAUGGAAACAUCCAUCUGAUUUUGCAAAUACUGAAAUGCGCCAGAAAUAAUGUGUCUUUCCCUCAUGUUUAUACGCACGCUUCUUCAGGAAAUAAAUCAGAUUUUAAUAUUG